Messenger RNA from Nicotiana attenuata, 1000 nucleotides. RefSeq names its product thaumatin-like protein. The coding region runs from base 192 to 929 and encodes 245 amino acids. Gene Ontology annotation, biological process: defense response. Lineage: Eukaryota; Viridiplantae; Streptophyta; Magnoliopsida; Solanales; Solanaceae. The transcript has 2 exons. The record is from RefSeq and is a predicted model, not a curated record. Gene Ontology annotation, cellular component: extracellular region.
UUCAUUCCAAAGAAAAAGCUAAAACAAAACAACAUAUUAAAAUAUCGAAAAAGGAAAAAAGAAAAAAGAGACAUAAAGUAAGUACACAAGCCCUCACCCCUAAAGAGUAAGUUUGUCCUUUAAAAACUGAGUCCUUGUCCAGAAAACUGAUCAUCAGCUCUUAUUCUCACUUAGUAGAGCCAACAUCCAAAAUGCUUAUUUCACCUUAUCUUGUUCAUAUUUUGCUCUGCAUAUUUCUUUUUCUUUUUUGCACUGAUGGAACACAAGUGAUUCUUGUAAACAACUGCAAGGAGAGCAUAUGGCCUGGAAUUCUUGGCGGUGCAGGGCAGACUACUCUAAAAGAUGGCGGCUUUCACCUCAACAGUGGCGAGCAAAUAGUCCUCGACGUGCCUGAGAAGUGGUCGGGUAGAAUAUGGGGUAGACAGAAUUGCCAUUUUGACGAGAAUGGGAAAGGAAAAUGUGAUACGGGAGAUUGUGGUAGCCAACUACAGUGCCGGGGGAUGGGAGGUGAACCCCCGGCUACUGUUGUGGAAAUGACAUUAGGCUCAUCGACUUCGCCUUUACAUUUCUACGAUGUGAGCUUAGUCGAUGGGUUUAACUUGCCUGUAUCGAUGAAACCUGUGGGCGGAGGUGUUGGUUGUGGAAUAGCAGAAUGUGAAGUUGAUUUAAACAUAUGUUGUCCAUCUGCAUUGGAAGUUAAGUCUGGAGAGAAAGUUGUAGGGUGCAAAAGUGCAUGUUUGGCUAUACAAUCACCAAAAUACUGCUGCACAGGAGAGUAUGCAAAUCCCAAAACUUGCAAACCAACUGUUUUUGCUCAUCUCUUUAAGGCUAUUUGCCCAAAGGCUUAUAGUUAUGCAUUUGAUGAUGCUUCCAGCCUUUACACAUGUAGGGCAUCUAGAUAUUUGGUAACUUUCUGUCCUCCCAAGUGAGAGGUUUAUAUUUUGUCUAGCUUUUUGUAAUUCUGUUAUUCUGUUUUAAUGGAAAAAGUAGUUUAAAAUGA